AUGGCUGGCUUCCUCACGUUAUCCAGGUGGAGGGAGGAGUUGAGAGAAGGCCUGACGGAGUCGCCGAUGCUGCACUUGGACCUGUACAACUUCGACUGCCCGGAGGCCGAGGGCAGCCGCUACGUGCUCACCAGCCCCCGCUCGCUGGAAGCCUGCGCUCGGUGCGCCGUCAAGCCGGUGGAGCUCCUGGCCCGGUCCCUCAGCGAGCUGGUCAAGGAGGCCCCCGGCCGGUCCAUGCGAGUGGCCGCCGGCCUCUACGAAGUCUACGAGCUGGACCGGCAGAGGAAGCUGCAGCAGUGCCGGGAGGAAAGGGAAAGGAUUAUCCGCGAGGAGAAGAGGAGGCUCUUCGCGCCUCUGGGGAUCGGCAACCCGCCUUUCUCUCCCGCCUCCAGGAUCGCUUUCAAAAGCAACCCGGCCGCCGCCUCCUCGGCCCCCGUGGUCAAUGGGGGCGGCAGCCCGGCAAGGCAGCCCCGGGCUGGGCCAGGGGCAGGGCCGCCCUCGGCUGCCCCUCCUGCCACGGGCACCAGGGCCAAGAAGAGCCACUCCCUGGACUCCUUGCAAAAGAGGAGAGAGGGCUUAUCUACCAAAACCUCCUCUGACUCCGGAGCCUCUUCCUCCUACAGUGGGGACAGUUUUCGGGACAAAUGGCCCAAGGAGCUGCCCAGGACUAAGACAGUGGCCACUAUGACCUCCCUGGUGGGUCGGAGUUUCAGCCUGGGCGACCUGAGCCAUUCCCCACAGACCACCAAGAAAGUGGAGAGGAUUGUCCGGGAGAUGAAGAAGAAAGGCCUCAAGGAGGUGCCGGAGAGGGACCGGAAGAUUGCUGCCCUCAUGAUAGCCAAGCAGCAGGAGGAGAGCAUCCUGAAGGAGCAGAGGUAUAGCGCCCACCUGCAGUGGGACCUCCAGCGGAGACAGGUGGAGCGGAAGCGGGAGCAGGAGGAAAGGGAGAAGCAGAGGGCCCUGGUGCAGUGCCACCGGCUGUGGGAGUCCAAGCUGGAGAAGCGGCGGACCAAGCUGUCUCGUGAGCAAGAGGAGGCCGCCUUGUUGAAAUACAAGCAGAGCCUAAUGGAGGAGGAGAAGUGGCGGGAACACCUCGAGAAGCAGGAGAGGAUGAGGAGAGAGCGACUGGAGAAGGCUGCCCUUGAAGACAAGAAGAAGAAGUGCCACCAGGUGCACAACCUGAAGGCUCGUGAAGAAAGCAAGAAAGAGGCCAUUGAACAAGAGAUACAACUUCUGGAAGAGAAGCUGUCCCUGGCUGCCCAGAAAAGGCUGAAGAAGGAGCAGCAGCUACAGAGGGAGAAGAAGCUGCUCAACCAAGCUGAGAAGCGGAAGCACGCGGCCAUACUCAAGGAGUUGGCCAAGCAGGAAGCCGAAGAGAAGGCUGUACUCCGGGCUUCCUUGGAAGGGAACUUAAAUAAGGCCCAGGAGAACUAUGAGCAGUUGAUUGAGAAGAGGAACCAGGAACUGAGGGAGAGAGCGAAGCGGGAGGAGAGGCAACUUCAGAGGGCCAAGCUGGUGGCAGAGAAAAGGGCCAUGGAACAGAAGGAGCACUUGAAGGCUUUGGCUGAAGCCUCAGAGAGGAAGCUCCAGCACGCUGCCCAGGUGGUUGAGGAAGGUGUCCAGCAGAAAGCCCGAAAGGUGGUCCAAAGCCGGUUGGAGAAAGAAAAGUUGCAAAAAGUAAACAAGAGGAAAGUAGAGCAGUGUGAAGAUACUCGCCGCAGGGAGAUCCUGCUCUCUAUUGAGAAAAAGCUAGAACGGAGUGAACAGAUUUGUAAGGAGAAAAAAACAGUCCUGGAAAAUGCCAGGUCUGUUGCUCGGGCAUCAUUCCAUGUCCGGGAAAAGGUCCGGGAAGAGAUGAACAUGCGCACUUUUGACAAGAUGGCCUUUGAUGCAGAAUUGCAGGCUAGCCUCGUUAAAAAAUAAUCUGUAUGGGUGAUAGAUCUUCUGAAAGUUAUGGUCAAAAGAUUUAUCUAGGUGUUUUUUAAAAAACUAUUUAUUUACUAUUUAUUACUUUAGAAGAGCACAUGAACUCUGGCAGCUAUGUCAUAGUCCCCCCCCCCAAAAAAAUUUGUUAUAAUAAUUUGAAACUGUGUUUCUAUCAAUGCUACUGAGAAAAAGAGGUAUUCUCUUUAUAAAGCAGAAAAACAGGGAUAAACCAACUUAACGCUACAAUAAAAACUCCCCUAAACCUUAAGGGCCAUUUCAGUUUCACCUCUUUAAAUGACCAAAUAGCAGCUCCUUUCCUGCUGUCAUGCUGGAGAUUUAAUCCGGAUCCUGUUCACUUUGGAUCAGGCUGCAGCACUGCAUGCUCAAACAUAUAUGUUCUCAUUUUUGAAAAGAGUUUUGUUUUAUAGUGGUUGGCCCGUAUAGUGCACUUUAUCCAUGCUGUUAGAAACACUGUGGCUUGUAAUAAUUUAAAAACCAAAACGCAAGCAAAUGUCUGAUUAGCCCUAAUCCAUGAUCCAAAAACAAUAUUCAGAAAUCCUUUGUUCCAAUGAAAUGGCAAAUGCUCACAAGAUGUUUACAGUCCCUUUCAUUGCCCCUUUGCAGACAGUUGUAUCUGGGAGUUACUGAUUGGGAGAAACAUGGUAGAAAGAGCAGGCUUGCCAAUACUGUUGCAACUGCUAAGGUGCAAGAAUCAUUGCAGUGAAAGUGGUUGGAGACAUCAUAAAGCCAAGUGCUCUGUGUAUAUCAUGAAAACACUACCUAGUUACACUCAAAUGCAUUCCACUUUUUCAUAAAGAAUUCAGGUCAGUGUGCCUAAAAGAAGAAGAGGUCAUUUCAUCUAAUUGUGGAGCAUGGAAGUUAAUACCACAUAGGUAAAGGUAAAGGUUCCCCUUGACAUUUAGUCCAGUCAUG
Messenger RNA from Pogona vitticeps (central bearded dragon), 2859 nucleotides. The record is from RefSeq and is a predicted model, not a curated record. Lineage: Eukaryota; Metazoa; Chordata; Lepidosauria; Squamata; Agamidae.